AUGCCGUACGCCGUGCGUAAAGGUCGCAGUGUGGGAGUCUAUGACACCUGGGACGAAUGCAGAGAGCAAGUGGACCGCUAUCCAUCAGCAAGCUUCAAAAAGUGUUCCACAUACCAAGAAGCCCAGGGCUUUGUAGAGGAGCGGAGCUAUGCACCAAGCACAGGUACAGCUAUCCUGAAGUCAGUGGUAUACACUGAUGGAUGCUGUUCUCGCAAUGGCAGGGAUGGAGCUACAGGUGGAAUUGGUGUCUACUGGGGUCCUGACAGUUCACUAAACGUUUCUGAAAGAUUGGAAGGAAGACAGACGAAUCAGAGGGCUGAGAUACAGGUAGAGAGCCCCUUCUGUCGUCAUGCUUGUUUUCCUGGUGUUCUGGUACUUCAAGCAGGUAUGACCGAAUGGGUGCCUAGAUGGAAGCAAAAUGGCUGGAAAACUAUCCAUGGUGGGGAUGUUGUCAACAAGGAGGACUUUCAGAAAUUGGAUAAUCUCUGUAAAAAUGUUAAGGUCACAUGGACUCAUGUUCCAGGACAUACUGGCCAGGAGGGAAAUGAAAUGGCUGACCAGCUGGCAAGGAGUGGAGCAAGAAAAUAA
Molecule: messenger RNA, 588 nt
Organism: Nanorana parkeri
Lineage: Eukaryota; Metazoa; Chordata; Amphibia; Anura; Dicroglossidae
Product: ribonuclease H1-like
Exons: 6
Coding region: 1-588 (195 amino acids)
Biological process (GO): DNA replication, removal of RNA primer
Molecular function (GO): nucleic acid binding; RNA-DNA hybrid ribonuclease activity
Source: RefSeq, a predicted model, not a curated record